AUGGCUAUGAAGCCAUUAACAAUUCAAAAAACAGUGCUACUCACUGCAUGCCUAAUCCUUUUUAGUGUGUCAACAAUACCCACAAACAAGGCAGCGAGUAAACCCAUGCAACCCGUUUUCAUAUUUGGUGAUUCAACAGUAGAUGUUGGCACAAACAACCACCUCAAAAACUGCACCGCAAGAGCCAAUCACCCAUAUUAUGGGAUCGAUUAUCUACAGUCGAAACCAACUGGAAGGUUUAGCAAUGGACAAAAUGCUGCUGACACUAUAGUGACACUUUUGGGUGGCUACAAACAUAGCCCGCCUCCAUUUCUUGCACUCCUUAAAAAUAGUUCCAGCUUUACGGGAAAAAUUCUUCAUGGGGUGAACUUUGCUUCGGGAGGUUGUGGCCUUGAUAAAGAAACAGGGAAAGAUCCUUAUGGGGUAGUUGUAUCUUUGGAAGAGCAAAUCCAACAAUUUGCAACUGUUAAAGGAAACAUAACCGCAAUACUAGGUGAGUCAAAUGGUCAACUUUUGCUUCAAGGUUCAAUGUACAUCAUGAGUAUUGGAAGUAACGACAUCAUGUCCUACAUAUUCACUCAUCCUGUAACUCCCGAGCUUUUCAUCGCCAACCUUACAGCCACAUAUGCCAUUCAUCUAAAGAACUUAUAUAGCCUAGGGGCAAGAAAGUUUGGAGUAAUAAGUGUUCCACCAAUUGGAUGUUGCCCAAUUGCCCGUUCAUUCUCUCCCGUUGGUGAUUGUGCAAAGGAGCCUAACGACUUGGCUAUUGCGUUCUAUACACCACUUGAAUCCCUUUUGAAAAACUUGAGCUCUACACUUGAAGGAUUCAAGUAUUCUCUUGGGAAUGCAUACAAUAUGACUAUGAAUAUCAUUGAAAAACCAAUUGGGUUUAAAGAUGUUAAAACAGCAUGUUGUGGGAAUCACACACAACAAGGAAUAAGUGACUGCAAAAAAGGAGGCUACGUGUGUCCAAAUAGGGAUGAAUACUUGUUCUGGGAUGCAUAUCACCCUUCUCAGGCGGCUGUCAAACUAGCGGCUCGUGAGUUGGUCUUUGGUGAAGAUCCGAAAUUUGUGACUCCAAUAAAUUUUAGCACUUUGAAAAGGGCUUGA
Lactuca sativa (garden lettuce) is the source of this 1110-nucleotide messenger RNA. Its product is annotated as GDSL esterase/lipase At4g16230. Lineage: Eukaryota; Viridiplantae; Streptophyta; Magnoliopsida; Asterales; Asteraceae. Gene Ontology annotation, molecular function: hydrolase activity, acting on ester bonds. The record is from RefSeq and is a predicted model, not a curated record.